Echinostoma caproni is the source of this 525-nucleotide messenger RNA. The record is from the annotation of a GenBank genome assembly. Lineage: Eukaryota; Metazoa; Platyhelminthes; Trematoda; Plagiorchiida; Echinostomatidae.
AUGAGGGUUAACUAUGUAUUUGCAUAUUUCACUAAAUUCGGAAUUUUCUCUUACUCUACAGGGCAUUUAACAUUCGAACGCUCCACCGCCGUACAACGCGAAGAAGAUCGACGUGUUCGCCAACUAGAUCGAUCCUCUUCUUCGACCACAGCCGGUGCAAACAGUCUUCCACAAAGUUUAAUUCGCACAAAGACACCGAAACCGGUACGACACACCGUGUGGAAAUCACGCGGCGAGGAGUAUCGGCGACUUGGUGGAGAUGGCUGGAUGUGGCUGAGCACAACGCGACGCUCACCUGCUGAAGAGUCUAAGGCGGUGACUCUACUUUAUCCUACGAUUAAUGAACUGGCACGCCGUUCAGAAACAAAUCGGCCACGCUGUCGCGGUCUUCAGCAUGGCAUCGGAUGGGGUGCUUGUCCGGAAUAUCUAAAGGUAAAUGGUGCUUCUGUUUUUAAAUUAAUAUUUCCUAAAGGAUAUGAGCCGAUCAAAGUUCAUUCAUCUGGAGCGAAUCUGCCUGUCACCUGA